Trypanosoma rangeli is the source of this 1506-nucleotide messenger RNA. RefSeq lists its product as uncharacterized. The coding region runs from base 1 to 1506 and encodes 501 amino acids. Lineage: Eukaryota; Euglenozoa; Kinetoplastea; Trypanosomatida; Trypanosomatidae. The transcript has a single exon. The record is from RefSeq and is a predicted model, not a curated record.
AUGCUGACGGGGGAAGCGAUAGCGCAGACGACACAUAUCGGACCCACCGACCUCACCGCACUGCUUGUGCAGGACAGCGUGCAGAGUUUUUGUCCACUGCGGCAUAAUGGUGUGCGUUUUGGUAGAGUUUCGCAUGCAUUUGGGAAAACAACGAUGAACGCGAAGCAUCACUGCUUGCAUUGGUCGUCGACAGACCCGACACGAGCACCAGCGAUUUUUUUUCCUGUAGUAGGAGAUGCACUUCAGCGUGACGGCACGGAUGAAUUGCUUCGUGUGGUCAAUGAUAGGGGUACUGUAACCUACUUUGCCCCAGAGAAGGGGCAGCGGUGUUUGCUUGGACUGGUGAAACUUGUCCAAGGCACUGACGGUGCCUACACGAAGAAGUUUAUCCAAGUGCAUGAAUCAUGGUCGUUUCAUGCGCAGAUGACUUCAGAUGAGGAGGGUAGCUUUGGAAGUGACGCACAUGCCAUGGAGUUGUUUGGCAGAAAAUUGGUCAUGUGGAUCUUUAGCUAUUAUGCAAGGGUCUCUACUGCGCAGCUUACACUUCACCAGCUGGAAACCGCAUUUCCACUCCUUACUUCGGUGACUGCGCAAGAGCGUCGUCGCUUCGUGGGCGGGGCUCUGACCCGCUUUGCCGGUGGACGACUCUCGUUCUAUGACGACCGUGUUAUUGCUUUGAAGUCGGUUCCUGUCCACGCACUCUCUUUACUCUCACCGGAUGAGUUCAGAAUAGUGACAUCCAUGGAGCAGGCGACGGUUGCUUUUAUGUUCAAGUGUCAACUACAACAUGACGAAGUCCUUGAGGCAUUGCACACCAUCUUGGACACGUGGGGGAAACGUGGCGCCGCGCUAGCCUCAUCGCUUAUACGAUUAGCUGUUACAGUGCUUCUUUCACAUGCCGUUGGUACCUGUGCCUUGUUGCCGCAUGGACUACGAGGCUGGCUACGCCCCUUUGUCCUUCAUUACUUGCCAACGCUACUAACACUUCAGGGGGAGGAGUCGUUUGUUGGGAAGCUAGUCACUUUUUUGCGGCACUCAAAAACUCCUAAAGGAUCCACGUUGGUUGCUGUGCGGCGGAGAAUGGAGGAUAUCAUGCGGAACGAGGCAAUUGCUGCAGAGCCGUCAGCCACGUGUGGGGAGCGUGAGGGCAGAGCUGAGCUGGAUGAGGGAUAUUUCUUCGAAUCCGUUGCGCCGCUCCCGUCAGUGGGCUCCAAGGUGGUGUGGAAGAUUGCGAAACUUACGUUCCGUCACACAACUGUCCCGCCUCCAGCGACGUAUGCGUUGAAAAGCGUCCCAUUUAACGGGUCAGCACCGGACAGUCUCUUUUCUGUCGUUCUUUUUUCAUCGUCACGCCUGCAUUUGUCACGUCCCUUUCUGAAGUCUGUUGAGGACGGGGAGUUGUGCUUGAGCUUGAACCUUGGAAAAGUCGCCUCUCACACAGAGCUGGACGACGAGGUGGUGUGGCCAACCGCGAGAAAGCGGAGACGUGGGCGAGGGCGCGUGUGA